AUGAGCGAGAAAGGACAAGACAGGAUUUAUCACACACCGGAAGAAGCACAACAAUUGGCAACGCAACGUCAAGCAGAGGCGGCAUUGAAGACGUCAAUUGACUUGACAGAGCAAUUCUGGCGAACAUGGAGAGAACAAUAUCUCACCAGUCUUCGAGAGCAACACAAAAUAAGGAUGAAUGAAAAACGUGGAUCGAAAAGGACACCAAAAAUAGGCGACAUCGUUAUACUUUGGGACGCGAUACAACCGAGAAAUACAUGGAAAACAGCAAGGAUAGUACAAAUUGAAGACUCACCUUCGAAGACGAUAAGAGAAGUCAUAGUUGAAACUCCCAAUAAAAGAAGAUUACGUCGUCCAAUAAAUCGAAUAGUGCCGCUGGAAAUAAAUAGCGAUGAUGACUCACCCGCAAGACAGCAGCAAGAAAACACAGAAGCUCGAUAUAAUUUACGUCCGAGGGCACGCAUCAAUUACAAGGAACAAGAGGCAGAUGAACAAAGAGAACGAAGCGAUAAAGGACUCAUCUCAACCACUUCACUCUUCACAGUGGCGCUCCUCUCGCUUUGCGUGCAGAUGACGAGAGCGGUACCCAAUAAAAGUGAUCAUCAACUACAUUGCAAAGAAGGAGGAGUGAUCCUCUCACAAUCCAACGGACUUCCCUAUGAGAUAUGCGCGGAGGAGUAUUGCAUAGAGUUUCGGACACCUCGACAUCAGGAGAUAGUGAAGUUUCCAUCACAGAUAACAUUACACGACCACCUCGUAAAAUGGAAAACAUUCGAUGGCACAGAUGUCACCAUAAUGGAGACGACCUGCAGGGCAGCUCCCUUCUGCAAACAAAUCGACUGCGUCUUCUGUUCUGCGAUGAUGGCGAAUCCGGAAUGCUGGCCUCGGAUAGCCAUUGCAGCCACAGGACUCAUGAUUUAUGCAGGAGUUGCCGUAUGUUAUUGUAUCUUCCACGUACCGGUAGUAGUGGGAACACCACUACUUUACUUCCUCAAAAUCACGAGAUCGUGCGGAAAGUGGUCAAUCAAGCUGAUGUGGAAAUUCAUCACAUCCCCAUUUUCAACGAGUUACCGCCGACGCCGUAGAAGAUAUUCACUAUCCGAACGAGUCAUUCUCCUCGCCAUAGUUUACAUAGCAACAGCUCAAGGGUGCCAGGAUGUCAACAUAUUCGCCCAUCAUAGCCGGUCUUGCUACAUAACAAACCACAGUGAGUACUGCACGAUAGACACCGCAGAAAUUUUGAAGAUCAAUCCGUUCAAGCAAGAGGCUUGCCUUCGCUUACGAAACAAUCAUGCGAGUGUUUUGGAAACAAAACUACUGUGGAAGGGUCUCAACCUGGUUUGCGAGAAACAAACAACAUUAUUCUCAAGAAGCACCAGGUAUGCACUGUUGGAUAGCAAGAGAUGCCCUCAUGCUGGCUCAUGCACAGGAGAGAAGUGCGGAAACGUGACGCGGACUUCACAGAUAUCCGAGCUGCACAGGGCAAACCACUUUCCAGGUAUUACAGGCUGCGUGGAAAGCUGUGGAGGCCCCGGGUGCGACUGCUUCUAUCCCAGCUCGGGAUGUCUAUUUUAUAGAAUUUAUCUCAUACCAAAUGAUGAGAAAGUCUAUGAGUUUUUCAAGUGCAACCGAUGGAAACCGAUAGUGAACAUGCAACUGCAAGUCAACGAUGCGGAUCAAUCUCCACGAGAGUAUAAUUUCCAGGUAGUCCCAAAUCAACCAAGGAGCCUACCACCAUUCAUAGUCACUCUCUCAUCGAUCAGCAUACCACCCACUCCUAUGCUGCAUACAAACUUCCUCACCGAUGGAACCAUAAUCGCACAGACACCAACUCAACUGGAACCUCCGCUAGCAUGCGCUUCAGCUCAGCACGCAGCAAACCUCACCUGUGAAGUGAGAGAAGAUUGCAAAUGCACGCCCGCGGAGGUGAAAAUGAAGUGCGACUGCAAAGAAGUGAACCUCACCGCCCUGAUUCGGGAACCGCGGUAUAGACUACCCAUACUACAGCCGAAUCUUGAGUUCCACCCAAUAAAUGGCACUGUGGUAUCGAAAAUACCUCAACUGCCCACAGCGGAAUUUGUUCUACGCAUCAAAGGCAGAUUCAACACAACAGCGAUGCGAUCGCAAGCAGUCUGUACGAGUGAAGAUGCACACUGCCAAGGAUGCUACAAAUGUGCUAAGGGGGCAAAAGCCCUGAUUACGUGCAAGUCGUCUACACCCAGGACUUGGGCAGAAAUCCAAUGCGGUGACGACGCAUUUACAGUACAAUGCACAGACCAGGGCGUACAAACAAACCUGAGCUUUGUAAGCGAGACAGCACUAUUUUAUCGAAAAUGUACAAUUCAGUGCGGAAUAACUAUAAGCGAGUUCAAGAUCACAGGAUUACUCCACUACACAGGAAGCCUAGAAGGAGCCGUACGGCGCGUUCUGAAAGGAGAAAGCGAAAUUUUCUCCGAGAUCAAUUUGCCGGACUUCACACAUCUAGCGGAGACAUUCCUGACAUGGUGGAUGACUCUCGCCAUCACAGCAUUGCUAGUGAUAGUGGCCUUGCUUAUAACCUAUUUUGCUGUGAUUAAUGCUUUUCCCUGCACGGUCACCAACACGAUCUGCCACAUAUUUCUCGCACUGUCCAGAUUGACCUUCCGUCUGCUUCGUAUCUUAUGCAUGAUACCCUUCCGGUGCCUUUAUUUAUGUCUCGGUAAGAAAACGAAAUCCGAGGAAAAGAAUUUGUGA
Cylicostephanus goldi is the source of this 2733-nucleotide messenger RNA. Lineage: Eukaryota; Metazoa; Nematoda; Chromadorea; Rhabditida; Strongylidae. The record is from the annotation of a GenBank genome assembly.